Molecule: messenger RNA, 2168 nt
Organism: Pangasianodon hypophthalmus (striped catfish)
Lineage: Eukaryota; Metazoa; Chordata; Actinopteri; Siluriformes; Pangasiidae
Gene: mfsd1l
Product: major facilitator superfamily domain containing 1-like
Exons: 13
Coding region: 143-1579 (478 amino acids)
Biological process (GO): transmembrane transport
Molecular function (GO): transmembrane transporter activity
Source: RefSeq, a predicted model, not a curated record
UUUUCAGCGUUGUGCAGCUGCGCAGAACCAAACACAUCCCUUUAUACACACACACACACACACACACACGAGUAAUAAACACAGUGAGGAGCUGUGCGGAGAUUUCACACACACACACACACACACACACACACACUCCAGAAUGGCGGAACCGGCUGAGAGAGCGUACUACCGGUUCGUGGUGCUGUUCUUUAACUGCAUGCUGACAUUCGGCUCGUAUUUCUGCUUCGACAUCCCCAGUGUCCUACAGCAGCAGUUCCAGGGGAACCUGACGUGUGUGAACUCCACGCUGGGGAAUGGGACGGAGUGUGUGGAGGGACUCGGGAUGACACCGCAGGAGUACAACCUGCUGUACGCCAUCUACGCAUGGACGAACGCUGUGGUGGUGAUCAUGGCAGGAUUCCUGAUCGACAAACUGGGCAACCGCUUCGGCGUGUUCCUUUUCUCCUUCCUGUGUGUGUUAGGUUCCUCCAUCUUUGCGUUAGGUUCUCAUUUUAAAGGAUCUCCAUACCUGCUGCCACUCAUGCUGACGGGUCGCCUGCUGUUCGGCUCCGGGAACGGCUCUCUGACCAUUGUACAGAACAGGAUCACAGCGUUCUGGUUCAGAGGGAAGGAGUUAGCUUUAGCAUUCGGUCUCACUCUCGCCUUCUCUCGACUCGGCUCCGUCCUCAACUUCUUCCUCACUCAGCGCUUCGAGGCUCAGUAUGGCAUGCAGUGGACACUGUGGGGGGGUACGCUGCUGUGUGUGCUGGGUUUCCUCUCUGCUAUAACAGUCAGUGUUCUGGAUAAAGUGGGCAUGAAACAGCUCGGACUGGACGGAGCGAUACAGGAGGAGUCACGCAAAGUGAGGGUGCAGGAUGUGCGUUUGCUCUCUCUGCGUUACUGGUUGCUGGUUUUCACCAUCAUGUUCUUCUACAAUGGCAUUUUCCCCUUCAUCGCCGACGCCAGUAAGUUUAUCCAGGAUAAGUAUGAGGGUUACUCUCAGAAGCAGGCGGCCUACAUCGCGGGUGCUGUGUAUGACAGCUCACUGGUGUUAUCAGCUGCUGUGGGCAUUCUCAUUGACUACGUGGGCCUGCGUGGUGUGUUUGCCGUAUUGUGUGCAGUGUGUACGCUGCCUGUGUUUGGGUUGUUGGCCUUCACUUUCGUCCCUCCGCUCAUCUCCACCAUCUGGCUCGGGAUCACCUACUCCUUCGCCGCAGCGAGUAUGUGGCCCUCCAUCCCCCUGGUGGUUCCCCGCUCCACUCUCGGGACAGCGAUGGGUUUGGCAACGUCGGUGCAGAUGAUCGGGAUCGGACUGUGUAACCUCAUUGUAGGAGAGAUAUUGGGGGAGAAGAACAGCGACGUUAAGAUUCCUCUAUGGCGAUGGCAGAGAAUGAUGAUCUUCAUGUUAGCAAACACCAUCGGCUGCAUCAUCACGUCUACUGUACUGAACAUCAUUGACCGGAGAGAGGGAGGUACGCUGAAUAAGAUGACGAAGAGGUCAGCGGUGCAGGACUCUGAGGUUCAGACAGACAGAGAAGCACUCAUCACCAGUGAAGAGGAGACAGGAGAGAGAGACAACUCCAACAUCAACACUUAAACCUGUCUGUCUGUCUGUCUGUCUUUGUACCUGUCUCUCUCUCCCUAUCUGUGUCUCUGCCUGCCUGUCUUUCUCUCUGCCUAUCUUUCUCUCUGUUUGUAUCUCUGUCUUUCUUGUUGUCUUUGUCUCUCUUUUUGUCUCUCUCUCUCCCUCUGUAUCUCUCUGGCUGUCUUUGUGUCUGUCUCCCUACAUGUCUCUCUCUGUCUGUCUCUCUCUCUCUACCUGUCUGUCUCUCUCUCUUUCUCUCACAAAUGGAUGUGAAAGGGAAACGUGUGUGUGUGUGUGUGUGUGUGUGUGAGUGAUCAUAUAUCAUUACCGUUAUGAUGUGAGGAAAAUAUUUCAAAUUUAAGUUUUUAUUUAAGGUUUGUAACAUUGUUAUAUUAAUACUGUAUAAUUUGCACAACUCUAAUGAUACAGAUUGAUUUCAGGUGUAAUUGUGUAACAGGUGCAUGACAGGUGUGUGUGUGUUUUAAAGCUGACAGUGUUCUCAUUUAUAAUUACACUUGAUUUGUUAAACCAGGAUCAUGUCCUAUUAUCACCAGAAUUUGAACUUUUAUAUUAUGGAAUAAAAUUUUCUGAUAUAAACUGA